GGGAAGGCGGGGAAGCCAGGCAUUGCCAUAUAAACAUGGUCCCUUUCCUACCUCAUGGCUGAUACAGCUGCUGUGACUGCCUGAACAGCCUUUGCAGAGCAGCCACCUCCACCAUGAAGAUCAUUGGGGUUCCCCUCCUGCUCUGCACGGUGAUCCUCUUCUGCAGCAGCUCAGAAGCUGCUAGUCUACCUUUAACAACCGUGGACUGCAGCAUUUACAAGAAGUACCCAGUGGUGGCUAUCCCUUGCCCCAUCACAUACAUGCCUGUUUGUGGUUCUGACUACAUCACCUAUGGGAAUGAAUGCUUCUUGUGUACUGAGAGCUUGAAAAGUUAUGGAAAGGUUCAGUUUCUUCAUGAAGGAAGAUGUUAACUCCUCCAUAGACAUGGACGGGGAGCAAUGAUAUCCUGUGUCUUCUUCAUCAUCCCUGGGCUCUGAUGACCUUCUUCCUCCUCAUGGCAGAGGUUCUGGGGGAUGGGAUGGGUGGAGGAUGUGGGGCAGGGGCAGAUGUGGGGUCAUCUCUGUUGAGUGGAGAAAGUUGUUGUGCUUUCCUUCAAACUCAUGCCCAAGUGACCUACUGGCUUCUUUUUGUACCUCAUUAAAAGAAUCUCCCCAGAUAGUUUAUCUUUA
Messenger RNA from Eptesicus fuscus (big brown bat), 629 nucleotides. RefSeq names its product serine peptidase inhibitor Kazal type 7 (gene SPINK7). Gene Ontology annotation, molecular function: protein binding. The record is from RefSeq and is a predicted model, not a curated record. NCBI's taxonomy places the organism in Eukaryota, Metazoa, Chordata, Mammalia, Chiroptera, Vespertilionidae. Bases 114 to 371 code for a protein of 85 amino acids. The transcript is spliced from 4 exons.